This is a messenger RNA of Gryllus bimaculatus (two-spotted cricket), 2215 nucleotides long. The record is from the annotation of a GenBank genome assembly. NCBI's taxonomy places the organism in Eukaryota, Metazoa, Arthropoda, Insecta, Orthoptera, Gryllidae.
ACUGGAACGUAAGUGAGAAUGAACGAAUCUACAGUACAGUAAAGAUUCGUUUUCUUUUUAACGGAUGGCGGUUGAUGUCAUUUUUAAAUGCACGUUUACUGGUGAAGUAUUAUCUGAUAUUAACUUCCUUCGUUUAUUACUUUGGAACUUUUUUAGAGGUGAUUCCUUUCUGAAUAGUUGCCACGGUCUUUUAGUUGUGUCGUGGUUUCGCUCUGAAAGUACGGAGUGAAAAAGAUUUGUGUGCUUGGACGUGUAACUUGCACGAGUAUGCCUUGUGGCAAAGAAAAUAUUUGCACGAACCAACCGAAGAAACCUUCAGUUCCUGCCCCACGGAAACGAACAAACAGUGCACCUACUAGACAAAAACCAGAAUAUGGUUCUACAAAGCAAACCGUACCACAAGGAAACGUUAAGAAACCUGCAUUUCCGGUGGUGGACAGAGGUCUUUGCCCUUGUGUUCCUGGGAAGCCAUUGAAAACUCAGGUGUUAAAUAAACCUCAGCCAGUGAAACCUAUUGGCACUGGAGAAAAAAUUGCGCCAAAAAAUACUUGUAGUGUAAAAGUUACUGGGCCAUUAAAAGUUCAAAUCACAGUUUCCAAACCUGUCAAAGCUAGUCAGUCCUCAGCCAAAGAGGUGCCAUCUUCUGGAGUAAAUGUCAAUUCAAAUAAAAAGACACAUGCACGAUCAGCAUCUGCAAAAUUAGCAUAUAGUAUCAGUAAACCAGGAUUUGUAUGUCCCAAGAAAUCUGAUGGUCCAGCAUCGUCUAAAACAAAUGAUAAGAAACCCUUAGAGAAAAUUUCAACAUGUUCUAAGCCUAAGGUUCAGUCUAAUCCUGUUGAAAUCAAACAAAAAUCAGAUAAUGAAGCAAACAUUGCAAAUAAAAAAUCUACUCAGCAAUCAGUAAAUGAUCUUGCUUCUAAGGUGGCUUCAAAACUCACUUUGCCUUCACAUGAGAACAUUGUGGCUCAGCCUCAGUCCUGUCAGGUUAAAGUGGAAUUGGGUGUUGCAGCUCAUAAUUCAGAAAGUGAAGUGAAAGAAGAUACGAAUUCUCUUCUGCUUCCUUCUAGCAUUCAACAAGUUGAUAAAAAGGCUGAAGAUUCUAAUUCUCUUCAGCUACCUUCUAUCAUUCAAGUUAAUAAAAAGAAUGAAGAUUCAAAAUCGGAAACAAUAUCCAACAAACAGGAUAGUUUGACAGACUUUGACAUUGGGAGAGCAUUAGGAAAAGGCAAAUUUGGUAAUGUCUAUCUUGCUCGAGAGAAAAAGUCAAAAUUCAUAGUAGCUCUCAAAGUCAUCUUCAAAACGCAGAUUCAGAAGGCAAAUGUGGAACACCAGUUGCGAAGAGAAAUUGAAAUUCAAGCUCAUUUAAGACAUCCCAACAUUUUGAAUUUAUAUGGAUAUUUCCAUGAUGAUAGUAGAGUGUACAUAAUUCUUGAAUUUGCACCAAAGGGAGAGCUUUACAAGGAACUUCAAAAUCAACCAGAAAAGAGGUUUGAUGAAAUUCGCACUGCUCAUUAUGUAUCUCAGCUUGCUGAUGCCCUUAGAUAUUUGCACAGCAAAAAGGUAAUUCAUAGAGACAUCAAACCUGAAAAUCUCCUCCUUGGCAUGAAGGGGGAAUUGAAAAUUGCUGAUUUUGGCUGGUCUGUACAUUCUCCUUCAUCCAGACGAGAAACCUUGUGUGGCACCUUAGAUUACCUUCCUCCGGAAAUGGUUCGAGGGGCUACUCAUGAUGAGAAGGUUGACCUCUGGAGCUUAGGAGUGUUGUGUUAUGAAUUACUCGUGGGAAAACCUCCCUUUGAAACACCUACUUACGAAGAAACAUAUGUGCGAAUCAGUAAAGCAGAAUAUGUGUACCCCCCAUACGUUUCUUCCAAAGCUCGGGAUCUCAUAUCCAAGUUGUUAGUGGUUGAUCCAAUGGGACGUUUGUUAUUGGAUGCUGUUUUAACUCAUCCUUGGAUUCUUGAAAACACGAAGGCAAAAUCUGAUGAUGUAUAACACGCAGAAAAAGUCUCAUCGUAAAAUAUAUGACGUAGUUUUUAACUAUUUAUUGUUAUUGUUACCUUUACCGAAUGUGAAAUGUCAGUUUGUACUUUUGUAAUAUGUUAAAAGGUUUACUCUAGAUUAUAGAUAUUUUUAAGUCAAUUUUUGUACAGAUAAAUAAAAAAAUGUUCAGCAAGUGUUUUUUUAUCUGUCUCAUUUUCUUUUCUUCCUUACACUA